AUGUCGUCCGGCCUCUUCCCGCAGAUCGCGGCCCUGUGCUCCUGCUUCGGCUGUCUGGUGCUUGCCAAUCCCGAGCCGGCAGUCUCCGAGCGCGAGGUCAAGCCUGUUUCCCAGGCCUCCCCAAGCCAGCAGCCGGUUUCGCCAGAGUCCAUCCAUGUCUUUGAGCCCUGGAUGCAUCCGCUCGAGGCCCUCAUCAAGAUCGCCAUCAACGAGCCCGACUGCCUCGCCAUCUACACCAACGAGGGCCCCGAGCCCCAGCGAUUCACCUACCGCCAAGUCUGGGACCACGCCUACUCGAUCGCUAUGGGUCUCAAGGCGCUGCCCGCCUGGUCAGACGACAUCAAGGUCAUCGGCCUCUAUAUCGACACAGAGGCUCACUGGGUCUACUAUACUUAUGCCGUCUGGAUUCUCGGAAAACAAGUCAUCAACUUUGCCCUCAACUGGCCUGCAAACACCCGCCGCGAGAUCUGCCAAAGACUGGGCAUCAAGAUACUGCUUCAUGGAGCCGCCAAGCCUGGAUACACCGACUAUAUCGAGGCCGUCGACGGUCGCACCUUCCCCCUCCUUGAGAGCAUUCCCGAGCCGUCCUUGUCCCUCUGCGCUCCUUUGGAAGAGUAUGUUGCCUUCCUGAGCACUUCCGGCACCACAGGCAUCCCAAAAACCUUCCCAGUGUCCCACAAGUUCCCAGCGGCCGGCCGCGGCUCUUGGCCGGGCUACUAUGUCUCCACCGCCGUGGUCAACAAACCCUCCUUUGUCGCCGGCAUGGCCCGCAUGGUCGGCGGAGCCAACGUCAAGUCCUCGCUGUGGUUUCCCAAGUCCACGACAAAUAUCGUCCAGCAGUCCGCCGAGAUCGUGCGCCUUCUCGAUGACGGCCUGGAGGAGCUCGGAGUCACUCCGUCGGUCCUCAAGCUCAUCUUCACGUUUGCGCGCCAGAAGGACAAGAACAAGGUCUGGCCCGCUGUCAAGAACAUUUCUCUGACCGGAGAGAGUGUCUCCACCGCACUCGUCACCGAGACCCUCAAGAUUUGUCCCAACACCAUCAUCAGCUGUGGAUAUGGUUCCAGUGAGACGGGCUUGUUCCAAGCGAUCGCCUACUGCAUCAUCCGGCCGGGCCCGACCCCCGAGCGCCUGGUCUACACUCUCAAGAAGCCCAACAUUCGCUGUGUCGUGCUCAAUGAAGCAGGCGACAUUGUCACGGGCGACUAUCCACAGAAAGGCAUUCUCUGCUAUGCCAUAAGCAAGGACGACCCGCUCGCCAAGCUCACGGUCUUUGCCAAUACCGAUCCGCGCGACAAACUCGCCUCCUUUGGCCAUCUUCCCGAUGGCUCUCCGCGCAUCUGCACAUUGGACGAGGCCGAACUCAUUCGGGAGAAUACCUUUGUUGUUCUGGGCAGAUUCGGCCGCAAGAUCAAGAUCAAUGGUGUCUUUGUCGAUCUCCAGUUUGUCGAGGAUCUCUUGACCGAGAAGAUGGCCGCCAUGAUCACGGGCUGUGCCGUCGUGCAGACCUCGGACCAAAAGAUCACCAUGCUCUAUGUUCUGUCGCGGCGGUCUUCAGCUCCAAAGCUUACCACGCGCCAGAUCCUCGACAUGGCCGGUACCAUCCUCGCCUUUGAAAACAUCGUCAGCGUGCCCAUCAACAACUGCAUCGAGCUGAGCGAGAUGCCCUACAACGACUCGGGCAAGCGCGACCUCAAGCGUCUCAAGCGCCUGGCGGACCAAGCCGGCUACUACGGCCUUGCCAUCACAUACGACCCGCUCCCAACCAACCAGAGCUCGCCCGAGGUCUCGAUCGCUCUCCGCGUUGCCCGCAUGGGCUCUGACAUCCUCGGCGUCGACAUGUUUGACGGCCGCAACUACUACAUUGCCGGCAUUGGAUUUGACUCGCUCACGGCCGUGCGCCUCUCGCUGGCCAUCCGCGAAGAGUACGACGUCGAGGUGCCGCCCCACGUCCUCCUCGCCCACGGCAUGACGCCCAAGUCGGUAGCCAAGUUUAUCCUGGACAUUCAGGAGAAGCGCAACUUUGCCCUCCCCUCGGUGAAUCUGGCCUUUGAGGUCGAGAAGCUCGACCAUGAGCGGAUCGCUGCCAGCGGCCUCCCUCCCUUCGAUCCUGCCGCUACCCCAAAGGCGAUCGUCCUGACCGGUGUGACGGGUUUCCUCGGCGCCUUCCUGCUCUUUGAGCUCGCCAAGGUGUUCCCUAGCAGCGACAUCAUCUGCCUGGUCCGCGCCAAAACCGACGCGGAGGCUCUGCAGCGCAUCAGGGACGUCACCAGCAACUUGGUGUGGUCCCUGCGCACCAGUCCACGGCCCGAUUUCGAUAUCUGGGAACGGGUCAAGCCCGUCUGCGGCGAUCUGGCCCUCGAGAACUGGGGGCUCAGCCCGCAGCGAUGGAACCAGCUCGCGAUCGAAGCCGACAUCAUCGUCCACAACGGCGCCCAUGUUCACUGGCUCUACCCAUACGAAACCCUUGUCGCCACCAACGUCAUCGGCACGGCCACGGGUCUCAAGUUGGCAACCACACAUCAUCUCAAGGCCUUCCACUACAUCUCCACCAUCGGUGCUAUUCCCAACAUGCACGAGUCCAGCGAAACCGUCCUGGCCGAGAAGAUCUACACGGAUUGGACCGUCUCUGGCGGCUACAAUCAGACCAAAUGGGUCUCGGAGCAGCUUGUAAACCGGGCUCGUUCCCGUGGCGUUCCUGCGACCAUCACUCGCCCCAGUAUCAUCGCGGGCGAUUCACGACAUGGAGUGUCCAACUCAGACGACUACAUCUGGCGCUACGUCAAGGGCUGCAUCCAGCUCGGCAUCACCCCGGCCCACGCCAGCAGCGUCUGCAUGAACCUCAUCCCCGUCGACAUUGUUGCCCAAACGAUCGCCAAGAUCGUGUCGACGCCUGAGUCGCUCAACCUCUUCGUCUUCCACAUUUACGACCGCGAGAACCGCUCCUUUGGCGAGCACGACAUCUUCGAGGUCGUUGCCAGUCUUGGCUGGAAACUCACCUUCGAGAGCCGCGAGCAGUUCAAGAGCCAGCUGCGCGACGCCAGCUACAGCCAGGACCAAGUCAACGCCCUGCUCCCGCUCAUGUACGUCGUCAUGACCAUGACCUACAACCUCGACAAUGCCAACACCGUGGCCAUCGCUCCGUGCUCGCUGCCCCAUCCCGCCAACACCGUCGCCAAGUGUCUCGAGUACUUGAUUCGUGUGCGCUACCUUCCUCCGCCCAGCAAGCCCCCGUCGCUGCGGCUUGUGGACAUGAGCGACUUUGGCAACGCCGUCGUCUUUGGCCGCACCGGACGCAAGUAGUCAGCCCACACCCCCCUGUGCCUAGUUUGGUUUGAUUCGAUCUGGUCAAGUUCAGUCCAAUCCAGUCCAGUCCAGUCCAGUCCAGUCCGGUCGGUCUGGCAAAGAAGGGAGUACUGCACCAAGACGUAUUGGCCUCCUAACUUGUCGCAGCAUCCAUCAAUCCACUUGGCACAUAUUUCCCAAUCCCAUCACUCAGCCGCGCACAGGUUGCGCCCGAGAUGGCCUCUUCUUCUUGAC
Polychytrium aggregatum is the source of this 3537-nucleotide messenger RNA. RefSeq names its product male sterility protein-domain-containing protein. Lineage: Eukaryota; Fungi; Chytridiomycota; Chytridiomycetes; Polychytriales. The record is from RefSeq and is a predicted model, not a curated record. The transcript is spliced from 9 exons. Bases 1 to 3300 code for a protein of 1099 amino acids.